Zophobas morio is the source of this 1126-nucleotide messenger RNA. Its product is annotated as prohibitin 1. The transcript is spliced from 3 exons. NCBI's taxonomy places the organism in Eukaryota, Metazoa, Arthropoda, Insecta, Coleoptera, Tenebrionidae. The record is from RefSeq and is a predicted model, not a curated record. Gene Ontology annotation, cellular component: membrane; mitochondrion. Gene Ontology annotation, biological process: mitochondrion organization. Bases 114 to 953 code for a protein of 279 amino acids.
AAUCUGUCAAAUGUCAAUCGCCAAAGUCAUCAAAGGCUUCCAUUUUGUUUUUUAUCCGACUCGUGAAUUUACCGGGUUAUUUAACCAGAUUUGAAGUAAAUAUAAGAUAAACAAUGUCAGCGUCCCAGUUUUUCAACAGAAUUGGUCAGUUCGGCCUGGGGGUCGCCCUCGUCGGCGGCGUCGUAAAUUCGGCCUUAUACAACGUUGAUGGGGGCCACCGCGCCGUCAUUUUCGACCGCUUCACCGGGAUAAAAAAGGACGUCGUCGGUGAAGGCACCCACUUCUUCAUCCCCUGGGUGCAGCGCCCCGUCAUCUUCGACGUGCGCUCGCGCCCCCGCAACGUCCCCGUCAUGACCGGAAGCAAGGACCUCCAGAACGUCAACAUCACCCUCCGUAUCCUCUUCCGCCCCAUCCCCGACCAGCUACCCCGCAUUUACACCAUCCUAGGCCAAGACUACGAAGAACGCGUUCUGCCCUCAAUCACCACCGAAGUGCUCAAAGCCGUAGUCGCCCAGUUCGACGCCGGAGAACUCAUCACCCAGAGGGACCUCGUCUCGCAGAAGGUCAGCGACGACCUCACGGAAAGAGCCUCCCAGUUCGGCGUCAUCCUGGACGACAUCUCCAUCACGCAUCUCACGUUCGGUCGCGAGUUCACGCUGGCCGUGGAGCUGAAGCAGGUGGCGCAGCAGGAGGCGGAGAAGGCGAGGUUCCUGGUGGAGAAGGCCGAGCAGAAUAAGAAGGCUGCGGUGAUUACGGCCGAAGGAGACGCUCAGGCGGCGAAUUUGCUGGCGAAGGCGUUCGGGCAGGCUGGCGAGGGGCUGGUGGAGCUGAGGAGGAUCGAGGCAGCCGAGGAUAUAGCGUAUCAGUUGUCGAGGUCGAGGCAGGUUUCGUAUUUGCCGGGUGGACAGAAUCUUCUGCUGAAUGUGCCUACUCCACCUAAUCCGGCUCAGUAAAGAGGAGGGAGAUGUCUGAUGAGGAAAAAGGGUGCCUGUUUGAGGAGUCGGGUGUUUUCGGUGACUCUGGACUUUUUGGGGCACCGUGUAGAGGUUAUGUACUAAAUUUUUGUUCCAGUUGUGCUUAAGUGUAAGGACGGUACUGUUAUUGUUAAUACAUUUUAUAAAGUAAG